UAGCCAACGUUACGUGCUUCCAUCCUCGUAGUGUUCGGUAAUUACAUCAAAAACUACAAUUUUAAACUUUUUUUUCGUACUUUAGCGAAGCUAGGCUUCGUUUCGACCGACGCGACUGUGGCUCAGACCAAGACGUGUUCUCAGGCAUUUUCGUCAAAAAACUAAAGAUGUCCUCCGUGUUCCGUCGCGCGAUGUCCCGUGUUGAGGCCUUCUUUCGUCAAAGCUGCAAAGAUACUAAUGUCAGGGCAGCAGAAGCACAGAGGAGACUCUUUGUAACAAGGACAGCGCAAGACGCAGCAGGAAUACCCGAUCCCCCCCAAACAGCAGAGACAUGAAUUUAAAUGACUUUGUGGUGCUUCCUAACAACAAGGCCAAAUCUGUCAAGCUCAAUGCAAGGAACCCGCAAGAACUGCAGAUGGCGACGGGGACUCUGGCCCAGGAGAGCAAAGAGAUCGAGGAGCAACUGCAGCAGCUGAAAGAGAGCAUGAGUAAAGAGAAGGAGGAGAGAGCGCUUCCGAGAGGAUUUAGAUGGAAGUCUGGGCAGUGUGCUUCUUUAAACAGCAAUGCUGUAACAAGUGGAGUAAAGAAGGACAAGGAGAACAGAUUCCAAAAGCUGUCAUCAGGCAAGCUGACCAUCCGAGUGCUGAAGGAUGGACUCGUGACAGCGCCUCCUCCACCUCCAACCCUUAGAGACAGAAGGAAAAACCGUCUGAGGGGAACGUACUGCGGACAAUGUGAAAUCAAGACUGCAGGACUGACGUGUGCUGAAUGCGCGGAGGACUACUGCAUCGGCUGCUUCACCAAAUUCCACCAGAAGGGAGCACUGAAGCUCCACAGGAUGAUCCCCAUUCAGACAGACUUACAGACUCAUGUGAGCACAAGAGAUGUUGUCACCUGCUUCCAGAAACAGACUAAUCCGACCUCCUGUCCCACUACCUGUGCCGGUCCUGUCGGGGCAAAACCUAUGCAACUGCACUCUGAUCGCAGCCAGGUGUCGAUUGAGGAUCAUGAAGAGGAGAAAAAGGUGGAAAUGAGUGAAGAAGGGCCGAAAAUGUCUUUCCUUGAAGGAGAGUACAAUGAGGUGGAGUCUGCAAGUUCGUUCCAGGAAGCUCUGCGGCACUGGAGAGGAGAGAAGACUGAUGGAUCAGGAGAAUCCAUGCGCGAGGAUGCAAUGUGGACACCCAUCCGACCAGUAUCUGUGGCAGUUAUGGCGACCCAGGCUGACUUCUCUCCAGGCGGAGGAGCUGCAGGACGAGGAAGAGGAGUGGGGGAAGAGAAGGUUCCUGUCAGGGUGGAGUUCACAGAGAACAGCCUCACCUACAUGGACAGAUUGCUUCUCAAGAAGCUUCUCAGAACACCGGUUGAAAAUGAUCAUCCAUUGUUGGCCUUUGGUGCAGAUUUAAAAUUACUGCCUGAAGCAAACACUGGUGAAGAGACUGCAAGCGGCCUAACAGCUCAGGAGGAGGAUUUUCGCCACUACUGUGCAUUAUUGUUUGAAGUCCCCGUCAACAGGGGCACGACUGGGCCUCAGAUUACCAAACCUGAACCGAGCCUCCUCAUAGAAGUCGUGGAUGAGCGAGACGGAGACGUGAAGGGAGUUUUAGUUGCUGAAGGGACGACGGACAACAACAGAAACGUUCCCUCGGUUCAGCCGGUCUUCAUUGAGGAAGCACCGGUGCCCCAAACAGCUUUAACCACUGGGUCCUCACGAGCCAGCAGCUCCUCUCCAAGUGCAGCACAGUGCAAAGCAACGGCACAACGCAAUGCAGCUCUCCAGCCCCGUUCAUCCAAGCCUCGGACUUUACCAGCAGAACGCUCAAUAAAAGCAUUGUCCUCUAAAAGUAAGCCGUCAGCACGCCCCACUCCUGAGACUCCAAGGGCUUCAAAGACAUCAAUCAAGAUGCCAAACUCAAUGUCACAAAAGCCAAAUGUCCAUAAAUCAAACCCAGAACACGGAUUAGCACAUUUGUCCUCUCCCUUAUUAGUUCAUUCGCAGGGUGAGAUUCCUAAAUUUUCUCUCUGCCCUGACUCAUUUCCACCUGAUGUGUCUCCUUUGGCUAGUACCCGACCUACAAUCCCAGAAGACCAUCUCUCCCCUUCCCCAUCCAUAUCCCUUAGGUCCACAUUCACAGUCUCACCACCAAGCGCUGCUAAGUCAAGCUCAUUGCCCCAAGUGUACCAAUCAACCCCAUUACAAAGCAGCUCACACCCAUCACUUUUACUACAACAACCCCAAUCUCCCCAGUUAUCCCCAGAAUCAAUCUCAUUGAAGCUCCCUCAAUUGCCCCCAAACAAUUCAGGGUCCCCAAGGCAAUCCCGACUCUCCUGCCGAGGCCCCGAGUCUCUCCUGUCGUACAAUCCGCUCCGGCUGCCUCUGUCACCAGUGUCCUCCAGUCCAAACACACUGCCAACAUCAAUGCAACCAAGUCCACCAGUAAAAAACAGAUCCAGUUCAUCUCAAUUAAAGGCACUUUCUAGUCAUAGGUCAAGUGUGACAAGUCAGGAUCCUUUAGUUCCUAGGUCCUGUACCCUCGUCUCCGGUGGUGAGGAAUUCAUUCCGGAAACGCAGAGUAUCCCAUCACUUCCAUCACAGUUGUUGGAUGUCACCGAGAAUUUGCCUUUACGUGUGAAAAUGGAGGAGGAAAGGGAGCUAUCCGUAGACAGUGGAGAUGAAAUUUCCACUGACAGCCUGGAUGGGGCUCCACAUGAGGAAGACUCCUCGGACGAAGAAGCACGAAUGCACGGACGGAGAUCCAGAGAGGAGCGUGCCAUCACUCAUUCAGAAGAUCCCUUUGUUGCUGCAGAAGCACAGAGUGAAAAAGAUUUGCCGACCUGUGAGAAAGAGCAACUGUCAACACCAUCCAUGCGGGCGGUGCACGACCAAAAUGCUGGGCCUGUAUCGGAGCAGUUCUGUGAUCCGGAUGCGUUUCCUCCUCCGGGUUUGGACAUGAAUUGUGGUCAUUCCGACACAGCAGAACACACACGCUGUGAUCCGCUGCUCACAGGCUACAACUCACCACAAGACUCAGACCUAACAGAGUCAGAGGGUUAUGGGCCAAGCAGCGGCCUGAGUGCCUACACCGAGGAACACGAGGCUGAAAAUAACCGCGUGCAGCCAACUACAAUUCAAAUUCACUCAACCAGACCCACCAGUAGAGGAGAAAUGUCAACAUCCGAGUUUCGUCCGUUGUCCCGAGCAGCCCGGGAGAUCAUGGAGGUCUGCGGUGUGGACCCCUCAGGCUGCGAGGACCCUGACCUGGAGUCUGACACGACUGCACACGCACUCCACGUUCUGGAGCACGAACGCCGACUCAUGGCCAAGGACACAUGGAAGCAGGCUUCGCUACUUACGGGAGACUGUGCAGGUCGAGAUCCACAUGGAGAGGAUCCGUUCACAUGGGGCCGAGCCAGCAACGACCAAAACGACGACGAGGAGGACGACGAGGAGGAGGCUGCUGCACAAAGAGACCAGCAGAGUGUUCUCUUACUACCCUGAGAUACUCACACGCAUGCACAUGUACAUGCACACUUGCUUGCUUAUUAAGGAAACAUGCACAAAAAACUAUUUAAGAGACUAAAGUGGGCAACAAAAACUCAUCAUUUGUGUGCUUUUAACUGUUUGUGGGGUGUAAACGCUGGAGCGGAUCCCCCCUUAAAAACUACAUCUGUGGUGAACUCUUGCGUAAAAAUGAAAUGCGUUUAAACACUGUUUUGAUUUGAGUUAUAAAUCUUCUCUCUUUUUUUGUGAGUCCGUGUUUUCAGUUCAUAGUUCACAGUAUGUAACAUGAACAGAAGCUGUGAGGUGCAUGCGUGUAUCCGCAGGCUGAAGGUAUAAAGCAAAAUGCGACUGGCAAAGGACGUGGAUGGGGGGGGGUUGAGAAGAUAAACGCUAAGUCAAGUUUAACUUUCAGCAGAAGCGUGCUUGAAUCCUCUUGUAUGUUUGUCACUGUGUGUGUAUAUGUUUGUGCGUGUUAUCGGUGGCAGACGUUGAGGGACAGUGUGCUGCAGUGAGGGUUUUGCCCACCGGGAUUGAACACAUUGCUUUUCCCUCCGUUGUCAUCUAUUUGUUUCUUAAUAAGGUUAGCGGGCCACUGGAUCAGGUCAUGCUGUCGGGUACACACACACACAAACACACACACACACUCUCUGGAGGCGCUGCUGCAGGUGAUGAAUCACCACGCUUGGGAGGUGGGCUACUACGGCGCCGUGCCAAUGGUCGCCGUUACCAUCUGUCCUCGUGUGUGUGCAGGAGCCGGGGAAGAUAAACACUGGGCCCUGGAACUGUUUGUCGUCUCUGUGGUGUGUACAUGUUGGUGUUUGAUUAUUAUUAUUAUUUUUUUUUUUUGCGUUACUCCCCAAAGCCAGUCCUAAUCCAUCAUGGCUGCCACUGAGCUCCAAACCCGCCGUGCACUGCUUGAUGUGCGACGUGCACGUGAGGCUCGAGCAAGGAAACGCAGCUAGAUCAAAACCGUUAUUACAGCCUAACUACGUGUGACACCUGGGAACUCGGCGAGGAUGGAUGUGAGGGUGGAGGUGCCAGCUUUGUCUGUGAAUACGAGAAGGAGUCCACAAUCUACCUCAGCCACUGUGGAGGGAUAUCGGGGUGUUUCAUUUGUCCCCACGCUAAUCGCUAGAAGCGGACGUCGAAAGCCCCGUAAUCCAACAGCAAUCACGACGAGACUGAUUGAUAGCCCAGCGACAGAGAGAGAAAGGCCAGAGACCAGAAUACAGACCCAGAGAGAGAGAGCGAGAGAGAGGUUAAAAGGUACGUCUCUGUUAUUGUGUCCUUCACUGAGUUUAUCACACACUGUUUGGGAGAGGAAAAAUAACGGAGACAUAAAUCUGAUGGAUAUCGAACCGCUGGGCUCGGUUUAAACUACUCUGAGAUCUUAACUCUCCCGCUGUCCCUCAUUCUUUCUCCCUCACUCCCACAUUCAGCCGCACAUGCGUACCGGCGGGGAGAGAAGGCCGGCGCCAUACGGCUGACCUUUGUGAGAUUCGGAGUUGUGUGCGAUGCUGUUGGUGCUGUUUGAAAAACAGUGACGCUGGAGGAGUUGACAUUUCACUGCGCUAUAUUAACUGACCCUUCUCUGGAACUGGAGUUCAGGCUCGGGGUGAGAAAUAAUUCUGCAUUAUGAAACUUUUUUCUUGGUUUUAACGCUAACAGUUGGAACUGAGAACUAAAUUCAGUUUUCUCCCCCCCCAAACCUAUAUGUGUCUCCAAAACUCGCUGUGAUUCUUUACCACAUUAUUUAUUUAGGUUUCUAUGGGUUUCACUAUUGAAAAUGUUUUGUUUUGCCUUCGGCUACAUGUCCGGUUAAGUUUGCUCGCCUAGAACGCCCUGAAAGAAGAAGAAGUCUCACAAGUCACCUACAGGAAACUGCAAGAGACAGCAGCUGUGUCCAUGUGUGACAAUUUGAGGACACAAAUAAACUGUGAACCUGGA
This is a messenger RNA of Gasterosteus aculeatus aculeatus (three-spined stickleback), 5446 nucleotides long. The record is from RefSeq and is a predicted model, not a curated record. Lineage: Eukaryota; Metazoa; Chordata; Actinopteri; Perciformes; Gasterosteidae.